This is a messenger RNA of Alosa sapidissima (American shad), 3063 nucleotides long. It is a transcript of the gene ifngr1, whose product is annotated as interferon gamma receptor 1. The transcript is spliced from 7 exons. Gene Ontology annotation, molecular function: protein binding. NCBI's taxonomy places the organism in Eukaryota, Metazoa, Chordata, Actinopteri, Clupeiformes, Clupeidae. The coding region runs from base 404 to 1972 and encodes 522 amino acids. The record is from RefSeq and is a predicted model, not a curated record.
AAAAUAUUUUUAAUCGCAACGAAUUUCGUCCUCGGUGUGUACAGACUAAUACGAAUGCAUGUGUUUAAUAGACUGCGUAAUUUCGUGCGAAUAUUUCGUCCGAAAAAUCGGACUCGGUGUGUACGGGCUUUUAAGGCUGUGGGUUUAAAGUGUGAGUUUAAAAUGUCGGCACCUGGCAACCUUAUUACUGCGUCGGUGCGCGCUCCUUCAAGACCUGUAGGAACGCCUCCCAUAUGUUAGUCCUCAGCAUGGUCCUCAAGCCUGCCUUUACUCGGGUGAAUUGUAAAUCUUCGAGCUACGUUGUUCAUGUAACCUCGACAUCAGCUUUGAUCUAAUAUGGAUAGUCGUUUUUUUCAUUGAGAAUACACAUAAGUUCUUCUCCAACAACCGCGGAUAACUCGUAAUGGAUCUUACCAUCUGGUGUUUAAUAUUUGGAGUUCUAACUUGCCUGAAUUCUGCUGCUUCAGGUCAAGCCUUUCUCAUUCCUGGUCCAGAGAAUGUGACUGUGGACUGUGAUAACUUUGACACCAUUGUGUACUGGAAUUACUCCGAUCUCUUGAUAGGAACUCUUUUUCAAGUAGAGUUUAAAAGCGACAUUGGCAAUAAGAACACCUUCAAGACGGAGGCACACCAUGUCAACAUCACUAGCCGACUGAACAACACAAACUACGCCGUGUACACCAUAAGAAUCCGGGCCCAGAACGUAACUCACACCUCCAAAUUCUCUUCGCCUGUUAGGUUUGCUUUUGAUAACCGCAUGGAAGGAGACAUUAUAUGUAAUCUGGACUUCCCACCUGUAACCCUGAAGUACGAGUAUGGAGACCUCACCCUGAGUUUCCAGAAUCCUCUGCACCUGUAUGAAAACACUCCAGCCCUCAAGUAUCUCAAGAAAAACACAGACCCAAACCUGGAGACGUCCAACUUGAGCUACGAAGUAGUUGAUCAGAGCAACAGAGCCACAGAGUUUACCUGUCCUUAUGAGAAGAGCGUGUGUGCAGAGACGCUGCACAUCUCAGCCAAAAAGGACCACUACUGCGUCAACGUGUCGGGGAGCAUCGUGCGGGCAAACGUCCGCGCUGCAAAGUUUUGCUACAAUGGGCCGGAGAAGGGUCGACCACUGCCCAGUCAUAUCGUUGCCAUCGUAUUUGCGAUGGUCCUUAUCGGCACUAUCAUUUUCCUGGCUGCUUUAGUAUCCUGGAAGACGAGGGCCAAAACCCACCCCAUUCCUACACCACAUGUGCCUCCUCUCACUGAACGAAGACCCGUUUAUCCGGACCCACCCGGGCGGUCCGAAAGCGUCGAUAUUCUGUGGGUGGACUCGUCGCUGUCGGUAACUUCCGAGGACCCGCUCCUGUCGGACCACAGCUCCAGCAGCUGCCGCAGCAGUGCCCAUUGCUCCUGCUUCAUUAGCCCAGGCCGCGUGCAGACCGGAGCGAGUCUGGCGAGCGACGAUGUGGAGCGAGACACCGAAUUGACCGGUUGGUCAAUCGAAAGGUCAAGUCAGGACCUGAGACUCUUGGAGACGUCGGGAGGGACGCUCUCAUCGGACGACUCGCCUCACGCCUAUGACAUCUUCGUGGACCUGAGGCCACGCGGCCGGGACGGCGUGGACGCAGAAGAAGAGGUGAGGUACAGCGAGGGUAAGACCAAUGGACACCCCGCAAACCAAGAGUCGUCAGGAGGGACAGCGCUGUCCGGUUACGACUCGUCGCACGGCAUCUCCGUGGAGCUGGAGCCAGGGGACUGCGUGGAUGGCUACACAGUGGACAGAGCAUGUUCGGAGAGCGAGGACAUGGAGCGAGACACCGAAUCGACCAAUUGGUCAAGCGAAAGGUCCGCUCAGGACCUGAGAGACUCAGAGGUGUCAGGAGGAACGGUGCUGUCCGAUUACGACUCGCCUCACAACAUCUCCGUGGAGCUGGGGCAAGGGGACUUUGUGGAUGGCUACACAGCCAGGAAGCGUUUGGCUUGAGGUCGGGCGUGUCUGCAAUUGAGAGUGAACGUUUUAAAAGGCAGAGUCCGCAAAUUUUGGAGAAAGAUUGUUAAGAAUUGAGCUCAACAGCCAAUCAAGUUGCACCCUUUGUUUCCGUGCUCCUAAAGCUCAACUUAGCAGGGCGUGACCAGGCUAGCCAAACUGCCUUGACUUCAAUGCAAAAGAGACAGCAGAUUUGUUGCCAGGCAGUCAGCCUAUACUCAACCAUGUUGAUGGCCAUUGCUGCCCUCUGCUCCUUAACAGCGCGCCAACGGGCUUUACACACACUCUCAUCUUACACACACUGCCACACUCCCAUCUCAGGAGGUCUGGGUUAAAUAAAUAUGCUGAUUUUACCAAGAGUGAUGGACUUUGAUGGGUUUUGGCAAAAAUAAAUAAAUCUAUAUGAAUGAAUGUCUAUACAAACAUACAUACAUGGCCUUUGGUCCAUUAAAGACAAACUGGGACUACAACAGGUUAGAGAGCCCUGCUAAUGGAGCAAUGGAACUGCUUGGAGAUGAAACAUUGGAACUGCUUGGAGAUGAAACAUUCAUUCCCACUGGACCUGUAGGCAGUUAUGUAUCCACUCUAUGUGGAAAUGUGUGAGGAACACUUCCUGGAGAUUUGCAUCAGGGUAGUGGUUACGGAUCUGAAUAAGCCUCUGUUCAUCAGCCAACAUCAAAGAGAGAGAGAGAGAGAGAGAGAGAGAGAGAGUGAACAUGAAUGACAGUUCAAAGGACUGGUGACAGGUGCAGUAUUUUCAGAUCUCUAUUUCUGGCUAGUGCUAGCUUGUUUAGCAGGCACCAGGUAAGGUGACACUUUACUUUAGGUUUCUACUAAGAGUGACACGACACUCAUAACCCUACCACUAACCCUUACUUGUCAUGACAAAAAACAAAUGACAAUUGACAGAAGCGUUAUGUCAAUUAUGACUUUUUUUUUUUUUUUAGUUUAUAAUGUUUAUGACAUGCUCUUGACAGUGUCAUGUCACUCUUAUACAGAUACCUUCAACUAACGUGUACCUGGUUAUUUUAAGCGCUAGAAGAUGGUGUCUGUCUGGUUGUCAAACUAGUUAGUAGGCGGGCAUACUA